UGAGACAUCUGACCUACUGGUAGGGCUAUCUUUUGUAUUAAAAUGUAUUAAUAAUCACACUUUAAUUACAUUAAUCUUAAUUAAUUGUAUUUAAUACUGUAUCAUUCAUCAAUUUAAAAAAAACCCCCAUUAUUUUGGACUAACACGGGUCAAAUUCAUCUAUUGUUCAUUCUGUAACUAUUGUUGUUGAGUGCAAUACAAAACCACUGUGUUGUAAAAUACAAAACAAUAUGUGACCAUGGACCACAAAACCAGUCAUAAGGGUCGGUUUUCAGAAAUUGAGCUGAAUAAAUAAGCUUUCCAUUGAUCGGACAAUAUUUGGCCGAUACACAACUAUUUGAAAAUCUGGAAUCUGAGGGUGCAAAAAAAUCGAAAUAUUGAGAAAAUCACCUUUAAAGUUGUCCAAAUGAAGUUCUUAGCAAUGCAUAUUAUUAAUCAAAAAUGAAGUUUUGAUAUAUUUACAGUAGGAAAUUUACAAAAAUUCAUGGAAUAUGAUCUUAAUGUCCUAAAGAUUUUUGAUUUGGAAAAAUCAAUCAUUUUGACCCAUACACUGUAUUUUUGGCUAUUGCUACAAAUAUACCCCAGCGACUUAAGACUGGUUUUGUGGUCCAGGGUUACAUAUGUAUUUUUAAAGAAUAUUUCAGAAUUCCAUUAAAUGACUGAACAAAGCCUUGAAAUGACAAAAUAUUGUUUAAAAUGUUCAGUGGCAUUUUUAAAUGUUAAUAAACAGUUGGAAUAUACAGUAUCAUCACAUUUCAUGCGAAUCGACUGCAUGCUAAGGUUUAAUUUUGUUCACGUAAUCUAUGCACCAAAACCACCAUGUAUGCACUAAAACCGCUUUACAGUCCUCCAGUGUUAUACAGGAAACCCUGCGCGCUACGAAAGUGAAAUUGCCCAACAGAACAGUCUCAACAGAUAAGUGGUGACCUGAAUGCUGCUCCAAACCAAACAUGCUGCUCAGAGAUACUUAUUCGAUAUUAAAUGCAUUCCAGCACAUGAAUAAUUGAUCAUUUGGAUAGUUAAGAUAUGUAGUAGAAUAUAGUGUUGCUAAAUGAGAAUGAAGCAUUUUAAGAAGGAGCUUGAUGACUUCUAGUGCAUUGUAUAUAUGGAUGAUUAUAAAUUAGCUACAACAAGGCGUGGACAUGGCAAAACAUACGUAACAACAUACUCAAAAAAUCAAUACAUCCCGCCUUUCUGUAAGGCUCUCAGCAACCUCAAAACAUCUUGCCUUAUCUUCCUCUCUGACACUGAGAGAGAGAGAGAGAGGGUUAUCGUGCUCAAGGAAUCAAGCUCAUUGAUACUGGAUACUUUAUCUAAUGGAUUAAAAACAGAAAUUAAUUGGCUUUAAUUUCUACUGUAUGACUAAGAAGACAUCACCAUGAGUAAAUCAAGAGACAGCAGCCCCACAUUCUUCCUGGAGACGGAUGACCUGACAGAGGAGGAAAGGUCAAAGGCCAAACAGAUGAAAAAAGGCACCUCAAAGGACAGGAGGCCUAUGGAUUCUAACUACUUGGAUGAGACAGAGGAGUCUGCACCCACAAUUAAAGUUAACCUACACUUUGACAGGGGAAUCAGAAAAGUGAAAGAGGAACCAGCUCAGCAGGACAGUGAGAGGUUUAACCUCAAGAGGCUUUUUGAUGCCGUGUCCAGUGGCGAUGUGUCUAAACUGCAGGGUUUACAUCAGUACCUGCACAAAAACAUGAAACGGCUCACCGACUCGCAAUAUAAGUCCAGUGGAAAGACAGCCCUGCUGAAAGCACUUUUAAACUUGAGGGAAGGCGAGAAUGACACUAUUGAACAUCUGCUGGAAAUUGCAGAGAAAUUGGGAGAUUUAAAUUUUUUUGUCAAUGCUGCUUACACAGACGGUUUCUACAAAGGUCAGACAGCACUCCAUGUUGCAAUUGAACGGAGGAGUGCAAAAUUUGUAAAGAUGCUGGUUAAAAAAGGGGCUGAUGUCCAUGCGAAAGCCUGUGGGAAAUUCUUUCAGCCCAAUCAAAAAACAAGCUUCUAUUUUGGUGAGCUGCCCUUGUCACUGGCCGCUUGCACUAAUCAGCAAGACAUUGUGGACUUUCUUAUGAACAACCCUUACCAGGCGGUGGAUGUCAGGAAGAAGGACUCUCAUGGAAACACGGUGCUUCACGCACUAGUAUCCAUAGCUGAUAACAGUCCUGAAAACACAAAGUUUGUCAUCGCCAUGUAUGACCACAUCUUAAUCAAAGCUGACCAACUUCACCCCAAGAUCAAGCUGGAGGACAUUAAAAAUAAUGAAGAACUCACCCCACUCACACUAGCUGCCAAAACAGGAAAACUGGGGAUGUUAAAGCACAUCUUGCAGCGGGAGUUUACGGGGCGGCGCCAUCUGUCACGGAAGAUCACGGAGUGGGCCUACGGUCCAGUGUGCUCGUCUCUGUAUGACCUCGGCUCUCUCGACACCUACGACAAGAACUCUGCGCUGGAGAUAAUCGUUUAUGGCAGUGAGAUUCCUAAUCGCCUCGAGAUGCUCCAUAUUGAGCCAUUAAGCCGACUAAUUGAAGAGAAGUGGGAGAAAUUUGCCAAACCGAUGUUCAUGUUCAACUUUAUCGUUUAUGUUAUCUACCUUUUCAUCUUCACUGCAGCAGCUUUUCACCGUGAAACAGGGAAGGUCUUUAACAACAGCCAAUCAUUAAAGCCUCCAUAUCCUUAUAGAAAAGGUAGCGAAGGGUAUCUGCUUCUGACAGGACACAUCAUAACUACCAUUGGAGCACUUUACUUCUUUAUUAGAGGGUUAAUAGAUAUGUUAAGGAAGCGUCCAAGAUUUCAGUCUCUGGUUAUAGAUGGAUACACCGAUCAGCUUUUUUUUCUGCAGGCCGUGCUCUUCCUGGCUUGUGCUCUACUCUACUGUUUUGGUAAUGAUAAAUAUCUGGCCUGUCUAGUUUUGUGUCUUGCCUUGAGCUGGGUAAAUUUACUCUACUUCUCCAGAGGGUCCAGAAAUAUGGGAAUCUACAGUGUCAUGAUACAAAAGAUGGUUCUUGGGGAAAUUCGUCGAUUCCUUGUCGUGUACAUGGUCUUCCUCAUUGGGUUCUCUGCAGCCGUGGUAACUCUCCUUGAUGAUCGACCUAGUAAGGGACGAUCCUUGUUUACUCCUAUUGAUGGAAAUGAAAACUGUAAGAAGCCCUCAUUUCAGGGAAUCUACUUCACCACUCUGGAGUUGUUCAAGUUCACGAUUGGCAUGGGAGAUCUGGAGUUCACCGAUCAAUAUCAAUACAUAGAGGUCUUCUAUGUGCUGCUAAUUCUGUAUAUAGUGAUGACUUACAUUUUGAUGCUAAACAUGCUGAUCGCUCUGAUGAAUCAAAGAGUGGAGGAGAUGUCCGUAGAGAGCGCCAACAUCUGGAAACUACAGCGUGCAAUCACCACUUUGGACAUGGAGUGGAUUCUUCCCCGCUGUCUGAAGACAAGGCUGCGUUCCGGGAAAGAAAAGGACCUAGGCAGGGGGCAGGAGCCUGAUAUACGCUGGUGUUUUAGUGUGGAGGAAGUCAACUGGAGCCAAUGGAACAGAAACCUGGGUGUAAUUACCGAGGACCCUGGGAAAUGCCUGCCUGUACCUUGCCCAACUGGACUUCAGAGAGAGCCCAACCAGCGUGGACUCCUGCAAACGUUCAGUAAACGUUGGACACAGAGACAACAACGCCGAGAUGUACAGGAGCUGAGUCCUCUAGCUGAGGCUUCUAGCUCCGUCUGAUGCUUUUAUAAUCCGUAAUCUACUGCAAUCUGUUUUGCAGUUCCCUUUCAUUCCAAUUGAUGUAGGAAUAAUUACACAUUAUGAAUGGUUAAAACUUGACUGUGACAAAUAUUAUACACCUCAAGGGUCAUUCCUGCUAUGCAUUAUAUAUUUUUACCUGUAAUUAAAAAAAAAAAAAAAAGAUUAUGCAUGUGUUGUAAUUUAUGAAAGCAUUUAUAUAAAAUAAUAUACACCGCUAAUUAUUUUUUAAUUAGUAAAGGAUUGAGAGCUUUUUUUUGAGAUUGGAAAAUUAAGAAUAGUUGGUAAUUGUGUUCAUUCAAUGUUCGCUUAAUUGUGAUAAAACAAAAUAUGAUUAACAUUUUUAAAAUAUGGAUAUUAAAAAUUGUACGUUCAACCAUUUGUUCAUUACAUUAACACAAAAGUACCCUAAGUAGGCUAUACCUUUUUUAACAUUUAAAAAUACUCAAAACUCAAUAACAUUUCAUAUCUCUUCAGUCAUUUAAAUGUUUCUAUAUACCAGGAUACAACAACAACAACAACAACAGAAAAGGGGAGUUAAGACAUAAAAAGGUCACGUCAAAAUGUAGUCUUCUGCAUAAUGAGAAUGACCCUCUUACCUUUUGU
Molecule: messenger RNA, 4342 nt
Organism: Onychostoma macrolepis
Lineage: Eukaryota; Metazoa; Chordata; Actinopteri; Cypriniformes; Cyprinidae
Gene: trpv1
Product: transient receptor potential cation channel, subfamily V, member 1
Exons: 16
Coding region: 1379-3718 (779 amino acids)
Biological process (GO): calcium ion import across plasma membrane
Cellular component (GO): membrane
Molecular function (GO): protein binding; calcium channel activity
Source: RefSeq, a predicted model, not a curated record